This is a messenger RNA of Aspergillus glaucus CBS 516.65, 611 nucleotides long. It is a transcript of the gene htz1, whose product is annotated as histone H2AZ. Gene Ontology annotation, molecular function: DNA binding; protein heterodimerization activity; structural constituent of chromatin. The transcript has 3 exons. The record is from RefSeq and is a predicted model, not a curated record. Gene Ontology annotation, cellular component: nucleosome. The coding region runs from base 191 to 604 and encodes 137 amino acids. NCBI's taxonomy places the organism in Eukaryota, Fungi, Ascomycota, Eurotiomycetes, Eurotiales, Aspergillaceae.
CCGCUCCACGUUCGACGGUCUUUAGCGACGGGGAUGUCUAACAUUUCUCACUUCUUCCAUCCAUCAACAACGCGCGUGCCCUCCCGCUAUUCCGAUCGCUUCACCCUCCACACCCGCGCUCUAUCGCCUUCAAUCUUCAUCCGACGCGACUCUACAUCGCUGCGACUCUUAUUCUCGACUCAUUUUCAAGAUGCCCGGCGGAAAGGGAAAGUCGAUUGGUGGAAAGGGUGGUUCCAAGGAGUCUGCGGGGAAGACUCAAAAGUCCCACAGCGCAAAGGCUGGCCUGCAGUUUCCUUGCGGUCGUGUUAAGCGUUUCUUAAAGAACAACACCCAGAACAAGAUGCGCGUUGGUGCCAAGGCCGCCGUCUAUGUCACCGCUGUCCUUGAAUACCUGACCGCAGAAGUCCUGGAACUCGCGGGUAACGCCGCCAAGGACCUCAAGGUCAAGCGUAUCACCCCUCGUCACCUACAGCUCGCAAUCCGUGGUGACGAAGAGUUGGACACCCUGAUCCGUGCCACCAUCGCCUUUGGUGGUGUUUUGCCUCGUAUCAACCGUGCGCUGCUGCUUAAGGUCGAGCAGAAGAAGGGCAAGAAGGAUGUUUAAAUACGGC